AUGAAUACAUAUCCAAAGCUAUUUAUCUACUUAUAUAUUUUUUUAAUCAUUAUUAACAUAAUAAACUCUACCGAAUUAAUAACUGAAGAAAAUAUUACCAAUGAUUCAAAUCAAACUGAUGUUAUUCAACUUAAUGUUGGUGGUGAAUUAAUAAUGACAACUCGAUCGACUCUUACAUGUAUUACUAAUUCAACUCUUGCUAUUAUAUUUAAUGAUCGAUGGGAAAAUAUAUUAAGCCGAGAUAAACAUGGAAAUAUUUUCUUAGAUUUUAAUCCAAUUUUAUUUCAUCAUUUACUUGAACAAUUAAGAUUAAUCGAAAAUAAUGAAUCAAUUCUAUUCUAUCCUCCUUUAUUAUCAUCAUUAAUUAUACCAUAUGAAAAAAUGCUUAUAAAAUUAGGUUUAAAUCAAUUCAAUAAAUCAAACGAUGUUAUUCAACUUAAUGUGGGUGGAGAAAUUUUAACAACACGACAAAAAAUAUUAAAUCAAAUAACGAAUUACACAACAAAUCUAUUCAUAGAUUCUAAUCCAUAUGAAAUUCGUCAGUUAGUUAAUCAAUUACGACAACGAGAAGAAAUUGAAAUUAUAAUAGAGACUACAACGUUUAUUCCGGAGACUACAUCUUUCUUCACGACGUUUAUUCCAGAAACGACAUCUUCCUCUACAACGCUUAGUCCCGAAACUACAUCGUUCUCUGCAACGUUUAUUCCGGAAACUACAUCUUCUUCUACGAUACUUAGUCCAGAAACUACAUCGUUCUCUUCAACGUCUAUUCCGAAACCUUCUAAACCGAUGAUAACUACAUCGGAAUAUGACGAUGGUAUAUGUGCAAAUGCAACUUGGAAUUCAUAUGGUAUAACAGUUGCUGGUGGAAAUGGUCAAGGAUCUGAAUUAAAUCAGCUUAAUCAUCCUAUGGGAAUAUUUAUUGAUGAAAAUUCUUCUAUUUAUAUUGCUGAUACUCAUAAUAAUAGAAUAAGUAAAUGGAUAUUAGGAGCAUCUCAAGGUGAAAUUGUUGUUGAAGCAAAUAAUUCAAAGAAUUAUGUUUCAAGUGUUGUUGUUGAUAAAAAUCAAACAAUUUAUUUAUGUGAUAGAUUUAAUAACCGUAUAGUACGAUGGUUGAAAAAUGCUCUUACAGAAGAAGUAAUUCUUUCAAAUAUUUCAUGUUGGGGUUUAGCAUUAGAUAAACAAGGUUCGUUAUAUAUUUCUGGUCAUGAAGAUAAUCGUAUUAUUAAAUGGCCAGCAAAAGAAAUAGUUGCUGGUGGAAAUGGAGAAGGAAAUCAAAAUGAUCAGUUAUCAAGUCCUUAUCAAAUAUUUAUUGAUGAUAAACAAACAAUUUAUAUUGCAGAUUAUUUUAAUCAUCGAAUUAUGAAAUGGUUCAAUGAUGAUUUACAAGAAGGACUUAUUGUUGCUGGUGGAAAUGGUUAUGGAGAUGGUUUAGAUCAAUUAAAAUUACCUCAUUCAGUUAUUGUUGAUCAAAUGGGAACAAUGUAUAUUGUUGAUUUUGGUAAUAAUAGAAUUUUACGUUGGUUUAAACAUUCGAAAUCAGGAAGAAUUUUAAUUGGAAAUGAUGAACCAGGAAAUGAUGCAAAUCAAUUAUCUGAUCCAUAUGAUAUAGCAUUUGAUAGAGAAGGUAAUUUAUAUGUCGCUGAUACAUCAAACCAUCGAAUUCAAAUGUAUCGUAUUGAUAAAAGUGCAUGUACAACAAAUGAAUUGUGA
Messenger RNA from Adineta steineri, 1713 nucleotides. The record is from the annotation of a GenBank genome assembly. NCBI's taxonomy places the organism in Eukaryota, Metazoa, Rotifera, Eurotatoria, Adinetida, Adinetidae.